This is a messenger RNA of Saprolegnia diclina VS20, 1089 nucleotides long. RefSeq lists its product as hypothetical. The transcript has 4 exons. The record is from RefSeq and is a predicted model, not a curated record. Gene Ontology annotation, biological process: mRNA processing. Bases 1 to 1089 code for a protein of 362 amino acids. NCBI's taxonomy places the organism in Eukaryota, Oomycota, Saprolegniomycetes, Saprolegniales, Saprolegniaceae.
AUGGACGAAGAGUACGACGAAGAGUUCGGCGACGACGUCCUGCCCACGGCCGCGCCCACGGCCGCGCCCACGGCCCGCGCCGAGGCGCCGGCUAUCGUCGUCGAUGACGAAGAAGAGGAAGACGACGAGCCGCUGUACGGGACCGUGACCGUGACGGACGCCGCUGCUGGUGCCGCCGAGGCCACCGCCGCCCAAGACGACGAGGACGAGGACGACGAUGAGGAUGAGGACGAAGGCAUCGCGAUCGUGCUCAAAGAAACGGAAGAGUCGCCAUCCAAGUCGAGCAAGCUCCGCUUCGUGCGCGGUGGCAACCAGUACGUGCGCGACGAGCAUCCGCUGAGCACGCCGCCGCUGCAGCCGCGCAACCCUGGCGACCAAUACGAGCCGACGUUCGAGGAGCUCUCGCUGCUCGGAAUCGGCGGUCGGCGCACGGCCUUUGACGUCGACAUUGACCAGCUCGAAGAAAAGCCAUGGCGCAAGCCGGGCGUCGAUAUCUCCGACUACUUCAACUACGGCUUUGACGAAGCAUCAUGGCGCGACUACUGCGCCAAGCAGCUCCAGAAGCGGCGCGAGCUUGCUUAUCAAAAGACGCAGGAAAAGGAAGCGGAGGAGAAGGAGAAGGCGGCGGCGGCGCUCAAGGCCGCGUCCGCCAUGUCGGACCCUGGUUUCCGCAUGAUGGGCCAGGGUGGUCCUCGCGGCCCGAUGUACCCGCCCCGGGGGCCGCCGCCGCCGUGGCACCAGCCGCCGCCAUGGCACAUGCGUGCGCCGCCGACGCAUCCAGGCGGCUCGUCCGACGAUCGCAAAGACGGGUACAAGUCGGGGUCGUCGGCCCGCAACGACAAGUCGUCCCGGAGCGAUUCGCGGGGUCGGUCGCGCUCUCGCGACCGUGACCGGCAUGAUGACAAGCGUCGCGACGAUGACAAGCGCCGAGACGACGAUAAGCGGCGUGGCGACAGCCGGAGCUCGCGCAGCAGCCGUCGGUCGAGAUCCCGGUCGCGGUCCCGUGACCGCAGCAAGCGGGACCGCUCGCGCUCUCGCGACCGCAGCAAGCGCAGCUCGAGCAGCCGCGACUACGACCGCCGACGAUAA